Molecule: messenger RNA, 2083 nt
Organism: Daucus carota subsp. sativus
Lineage: Eukaryota; Viridiplantae; Streptophyta; Magnoliopsida; Apiales; Apiaceae
Exons: 1
Coding region: 521-1375 (284 amino acids)
Source: RefSeq, a predicted model, not a curated record
UGAAUUUCAGAUGUUGGUGCUCGAUCAUCCGUAUUUAUUUCGUUAGACGCCACAUCAAUUUUAACCUCUCCCUGACCCCGCACCAACAUGUUAUAUUGUCACUGUCCAGAAAAACAAAUUUAUCGAGUUUCAGCGGAGACAUGUGAACGGAAAUGUACUGCUCUACAGCCUCAGGUUUUGCAAAAGCGUUGCUCGUCUUAAAAACAAAAAUUUGACACUACAUGGGAUUAUCAUCCAUCAAGACAAUGAUAUGUAACAACUCAGAUGACUUGUAUAUUACCAACCUGAUAUGCAUGCGCUAUAAAAUAGAAUUUACAAAUUAUUCAAAUUUAUUCGUUUUUGUGCAGCUAAUCUAAACAAUGUUCUUGACAAAGCCUUGAAAGUAGACUAUUUCCUAUGAUGCAAUUAUCCAUCCAAGUCGUGCCAACCAUUUUAACAACACAUUUGUUUUGCAUUUAAAUAGGCCCCCAAUUUAGUUUAGUUUGUUAGCAAAAGUUUUGUUUUUAGCAUCUUUGAUCAGAUGGGGUUCAGCAGAUGGCAACAAAAUGAGAAGACAAUAUUUGGUUCUGAAACUUUGAUCAGACAGUGUUUUCAGAUUCUCACCACCACUCUGCUCAGCCUUCUGCUGCCGCUCUCAUUUCUCCUCGUGGCCCGGCUCACGACAGCAAGGUAUCUGCUGGAUUAUGAUUCGAGUUCGACUUCUCAGCCAUUGUCUACUCUGUUCUCACUUUUUUUAGCCACCAAUCCUACUCUUCUCCAUGGUCUUGUGUCUGUUGUUUGUUUUCUGUCUCUUGUUCAUGGUUUGAGUAAAGAACGGGUCAUGAUCGCGCCUUCUAGUGAGCCUUCAGAGCCUAUUCUGCGUCCGCGGUUGUACACAGCUUGGAUUAUCCUAUGCACAUUGCAGGUUUUGGUUGGUGUGGGGAUUGAGGGGAGCAUAGGGUCAGGAGCUGAUGUUUUUAAUUUUGGCUACGAGAGAGGUGUGCUGAGUAAGUUCCUUUUCUUUGUCGGAUUACAUGAGACCAUGCUUUACUGGUCUAGAAUGGUGGUGAAGCCGGUGGUUGAUGAUACGGUUUUUGGUUCUACAAGGGAAGAGAGGUGGAUUGAGAGAAUGAUCCUGGCUGCCAGCUUUAGUACUUUAUGGUGGUGGAGACUGAACGACGAGGUGGUCUCCCUGGUGGUUGUGGCUGAGGUUAAGAAAGAGUUGUUGACCGCGACUAACUUGGCUGACUUUGUGAGCUGGUGGUUGUAUUACCUAACUGUCACAAUCGGAAUUGUUAGGUUGAUUAGAAGCUUCAUAUGGGUUGGCUUUGUGUUGUUUUCCAGUAAGCCUGAUAAAAUUGCUGAUGACUCCUGUGGAAAUGAUCAAAAGGUCUAAAUUCUGUACAUAUGCUGGAUAAUGUAUCCAUGUAUCUCACUGUUUUAUAUUCUUUGAAACAUACAGGAAAAUUCGGAAAAAGUUGUGUUGCACAGAAGUUGUAAAGUGUUGUCAUAGUCUUGACAGACUAAGAGCCUGUUUAGCUGGCUUAUUACACAAACAAACACUUUUCAGUCUAAAGUUAGAAACAACCUUAAGCUCCGAGCCAAACAGGUUUUAAGUCUGUCAUUAAUCAAUUUAGUAUAAGUAAUAUUUAGCUGAAUGCCAGAAUAACAAGAAAUCAGAUGCAUUGCGGACCUUACAAGCGACAGAUACAAGGCAAGGCUGAUAAGGUCAUGCUAGAUCUUUCCAAGGGAGUUUCCUCCUCAAGUUCCAUAGAAGAUGUUCCCUGGUUGCAAACCGGCGUCUAAUUGUAUUAUAAUCGGUUUGCAUAAACUAUCAGUGUCAGUACAGUAACUUGAUUGUCAUCAUUCCUGAAUCCAGAUAUGAAACAAUGAUACUUUGCUUCUGUCAAGUAGCAGAGGACAAAUCACUACGCAUCAAUAUAUAUCUGUAUGCAUGCUGAUGACAACAUCGAUGUUUCAGUUGCAGUACCAACGCAUGAUCUGCGUACUUAGCAAUUGUUGACAUAUUCAAGAGAGAAUUUUAUCUCUUUCAUUGGUCUUUUUUGUUCAAUUCUAAAGGUAAUGACAUGCACCAUGCAGCUUA